AUGGUGAAGUACGCGAAGGAGCCGUCCAACGAAAACAAAUGCUGCAAGGCAUUUGGCCAGGACCUGCGUGUCCAUUUUAAGAACACGCACGCGACGGUCCAGGCCAUUAAGAAGGACAAGAGAGGCAACCCGAUGAAGCUUUCUGCUGCCAAGAAGUACCUCGAAGAUGUUAUGGAGAAGAAGAGGUGCAUCCCGUUCAGAAAGUUCACCGGCUGCAUUGGCCGCAAGGCUCAAGCGAAGGAGUUCAAGCACACCCAAGGACGUUGGCCAGUCAAGUCUUGCAAAUUCGUCUUGGAUUUGCUCAGAAAUGCGGAGUCCAACGCUGAGAUGAAGAAUCUCGACGUGGACAACCUGGUGAUUGAGCACAUCCAAGUCAACCGUGCACCGAAAGGCCGCCGCAGGACCUACCGCGCUCACGGUCGCAUCAACCCGUACAUGUCCCAGCCGUGCCACAUUGAAGUGAUCCUGCGAGAACAAGAGCAGCCCGUCGAGAAGCCGUCCGUCGAGGGCGUGAAGGCCAAGACCGUUCGCCUCACAAAGAAGGCGCUGGCACGCAGCCGUCUGAGAGUGGGAGGCGGCAGCAACUAA
Neospora caninum is the source of this 588-nucleotide messenger RNA. RefSeq names its product 60s ribosomal protein L17, related. The record is from RefSeq and is a predicted model, not a curated record. Gene Ontology annotation, molecular function: structural constituent of ribosome. Bases 1 to 588 code for a protein of 195 amino acids. Lineage: Eukaryota; Apicomplexa; Conoidasida; Eucoccidiorida; Sarcocystidae. Gene Ontology annotation, cellular component: ribosome; cytosolic large ribosomal subunit. Gene Ontology annotation, biological process: cytoplasmic translation. The transcript is spliced from 4 exons.